ACACGUUGGAGGUCAGGAGGAGGAGGAGAGUGAGUGUUUGAGCAGUGAAGUCCAGCAGCAGGACCAGGCUGACCGGGCUCAUCAGCCACACGGCGGCUGGCUCUGUGCCUGCGUUACAGCGCUGGAGCUGCUGCUUCUGCCUUAUUCUGUUCAUCACCCGCAUCCAGCGCUGAAGGCUUAAUGCUCCUCGCUCUCAGCGCCCGAGACGAGAUUAGGAGAGAGGAAGAUGCGCAAGGACGUCAGGAUUCUGCUGGUGGGAGAACCCAAAGUGGGGAAGACGUCUCUGAUCAUGUCUCUGGUCAGCGAGGAAUUCCCAGAUGUGGUUCCCUACAAGGCUGAAGAGAUCACCAUCCCGGCCGACGUUACUCCAGAGAGAGUUCCUACACACAUAGUUGAUUACUCAGAGGCGGAACAGACGGAUGAACAGCUGUAUCAGGAGAUAUCAAAGGCUAAUGUCAUAUGCAUUGUGUAUUCCGUCAACAACAAGAAGUCCAUUGAAAAGGUGACCAGCCACUGGAUCCCACUCAUUAAUGACAGAACGGAUAAAGACAGCAGGGUUCCUCUGAUCUUGGUGGGAAAUAAGUCGGACCUGGUGGAGCACAGCAGCAUGGAGACCAUCCUGCCCAUAAUGAAUAAAUACACAGAGAUAGAGACGUGUGUGGAGUGCUCAGCAAAGAAUCUAAAGAACAUCUCAGAGCUGUUUUAUUAUGCUCAGAAAGCAGUCUUGCACCCCACCGGACCGCUGUACUGCCCUGACCAGAAAGAGAUGAAGGCUGCAUGUGUCCGAGCGCUCACUCGCAUCUUUAAAGUCUCUGAUUUGGAUAAUGAUGGAAUUCUCAAUGAUAAUGAGCUCAACUUCUUCCAGAGAACAUGUUUCAACACGCCGCUGCCCCCUCAAGCUCUGGAGGACGUGAAGAACGUUGUGAGGAAAAAUACAACGGACGGAGUUUGUGUGGACGGCCUGACGCUGAAGGGAUUCCUCUUUCUGCACACGCUCUUCAUCCAGCGUGGUCGGCAUGAGACCACGUGGGCGGUCCUCCGUCGCUUUGGUUAUGAUGAUGACCUGGAGCUGCAUCAGGAUUACCUCUUCCCUCUGUUAAAAAUACCUCCCGACUGCAGCACAGAGCUCAACCACAACGCCUCGCUCUUCCUGCAGGGCGUCUUUGAUAAACACGACAAGGACAGAGACUGCGCGCUGUCCCCAGAGGAGCUUAAGGAUCUGUUUGAUGUUUUUCCCUACAUGCCCUGGGGCCCAGACGUCAACAACACAGUGUGUACCAAUGAGCACGGCUGGAUCACCUACCAGGGCUUCCUCUCACAGUGGACGUUAACUACGUACCUGGACGUCCAGCGGUGCCUGGAGUAUCUGGGUUACCUUGGUUACUCCAUCAUUGCAGAGCAGGAGUCCCAGGCUUCUGCCAUCACAGUGACACGGGAAAAGAGUCUGGAUCUGCAGAAAAAACAAACCCAGCGCAGCGUGUUCCUCUGUAAAGUGUUUGGGGGUCCUGGCAGCGGAAAGAGUGGGCUCCUGCAGUCUUUGCUUGGACACAACCUUAUGCAUCAGAAGAUGAUCAGAGAAGAACACAAGUCAUAUUACGCUAUCAGCACUGCCCAUGUUUAUGGUCAGGAGAAAUACCUUCUGCUCCAUGAAGUCUUCCCAGAUUUUGACUACCUGUCUGAGUCGGAUCUGUCCUGUGACGUUGUGUGCCUGAUUUAUGAUGUCAGUAACCCCUGCUCAUUUGAAUACUGUGCUCAGAUAUUUAAGCAGUACUUUGUGGACAGCAGGGUUCCGUGCAUGCUGGUUGCAGCGAAAGCAGACCUACCAGAGGUUCGACAGCAGUUCAGCCCGAGCCCGCUGGACUUUUGCAGGACAUACAGGCUGCCCCCUCCACAGAGCUUCACCUGCAACACCGCCAGCACCCCCAGCAAGGACAUCUUCAUCAAACUCGCCACCAUGGCCACAUACCCUCACGCUCGUCUACGCUGUAUGUGUACCUGCAACAGGUGCACCUUCUGCCUCUGUCAGAACUUCCUCAACUCAGAACUUCUUCACACGGUCAAAGCCAAACUCUACACGGCCAUCUCCAGCAGGCACAUGUCUCAAGUGGAUCUGAAGAGUUCCUCUGUGUGGUUGAGGGUCAGUCUGGGGGCAGCUGUCUUUGCCGUGUUGGGCUUCACUAUGUACCGCCUGCUGCUCAAGCCCCGGUGAUCCACCAUCGUCAUUAAAGCUAUCGUUUUACCAAGCUAUUUCAGCCAAAUAUACAGCUAAAACGCACAUUUAAACACAUCCCCCACUUUCCCCCACAGCCAGCACUGCUUUGGUGUCUGAAAUUUGCAUCUUUAGUUUUAGCACUGGAGCUACUUUACAUACUAUUUCUCUAUAUAAAUGGACACUAAAUCCAUGCUUUUAAGAGAGCUGCUACUGUUUUUGACUAUGUUGACGUAUUCCCCCGGCAUACACACAGUUUUAGGGAUAAUGUAUCAUACGGUGUCAGAAACCACAUUAUCAAGACUAUUGGAGGUAUUGAACAACUCGUCUGAACUGAUGAUCAGUAGGAGAUUUAAUUUAGGGCCUUUUCAAUGGAUUUUAGUGUAAUCAGAUUAAAAUUCUGUCUCAAUGUUUUUGACAGCCCAAUUAUGCCAUAAUUAGUGCUUCAACAGGUUUUCAUGGGCCAAUGCCAGCAACGUGUAGAGUACAGCGUGGCUGAUGGCUGUUCUGAUGGAUUUUUAAAAAAUACAGACCACUAAAAAAUGACAAUAACACUGUAAUAACAGAAAUUGCAGCAUUAUUAAAGAUUACAGAUCCUUUACAAAGCACUUCUGUUCAAUCAUUUUUAAUUAAGAAAGCAAUAAAACAAUGUAUUGAGUGUUGUUGCAGCAAAAUCUCCAAAUAAAUGAACUAUUUACAGAGGAGUAUGCUGCAUAGCUAAGAACUAAGAUAACCUACAGCCUCAGAAUAGUCCAUAUUUAUAGAUAGCAGUGAGUCAUACAGUGUCAGAAACCACAUAAUCAGGUCUGUUAGAGAUACUGAACAUCACAUGCUUUGAGGCAAAUAAUGAUUUUUGACCUGCUGUUGUUAAUUGAUGGAACAUUAUGCUUUCAUUGCUUGUUAACUACCUACACAGCUCCAGUGCAAAACUUUAUAAAGAAUAAAACUUUAGACACCAAAAGUGUUGGGUUCAGGUAAGAGGGGGUUUGAUUUAGUCUUAGUUGCAGUUUUGGCUGAAUUAUCGCUUUAACGUUCACUGAUCCAGUUUAUGUGCUUCAGUCAUUCCUGCCUGCCAACACAAACACACUCCAUCUCUCAGAGUUCACCCACUCAGUUCCCCUCUUUCCUCUCUCACUCAGCUGAGAACAGAUAAUUGUGGUUUGCUUUGUAUUUUAAAAGUUAACCGACGCCCUGUUUCUGUCCAAAUAUUAAAAGGGAACUCCACCAAUUUUUUAAAAUGUCUGCUUAAUUUAAUCGCUGUGAUGUAAACAGGGUGAUUCUGAGUGGUUUGGUGUGAGAUGGUUCAGAUGUCUUUACACUGGUGGUGAUGGGAACCAGGGGUCACCAUGACAACAACACAAAUAUGGACAUUUUAUUUUUAUUUACUAUCCAAACCCACCAGUGAACCUACACGUGUCUUCUGAGAUUUAUAUGGGAAAAUAGUGAUAAAUCUGAAAAUACACAUUUUCUUUGGGGACUAUUUUUGCCUCACAACUCCCUGCAUUUAUCCCUCCACCAUCAGUGGAGUGUUAAAUACUUAUUAGGCCUUAAACAAUGUUUCAGACAUCAGGCAGCAUAUUCUCAUCUAUUUAGCAUGGACGUCUGGUUCCUAUCACCACCACUGUGAACAAUCCUGACUCUAGAACGGAGCAUUUCGCACCAAACCACUCAGAAUUAUCUUAUCUAAGAAGAUGUUUUGAAAAACUGAUGAAGUUCACACGCCACCCCUCCAUGACAAUACAUGAUGUCCUGUUUUGGGUGAGAAGCAUGAGAAUGUGUGUUGAGAGGAAGUGUUGCAAAACUAUGAUGCAAAUGAACAAAUUGUAAAUAUGAUCAUGUGUAUAAAGGCUAUUUAUUUGUAUCUGUAAAUCUACAGAAAAAAGGGAACAAACUGGUUUCCUAGAUAAGCUAAGCGGCAGGCAAGUCGUCUCAUUCUGUCUAUAGUUAAAGCGUUAAUGACCAAACUUGAGGAGAAAAGUUAAAUACCUCUCCUGUUCAAAGGAAAUCAUGUCAUAGAUUCACUGAUCUAUAAAGCAUUACAUGAUCUGGUGUUGCUUUUUAAAUAAUCUGUAGAUCUGCAGUGACAGCAGUUAACUUCUCUAUUUCAAGGCAAAGACCGACAGGAAAGAAAAUUUCCCAAUUUCCCUCUUUUACCCCAAAUGUAGUCAAUUAGCCAAGACAUGCUGGGUGUCUGAAGUUUGCUUCUUUAGUUUUAGCCCUGGAGCGACGAGGCUAAUUUCACUAACAAGUAAUGGGAUCUUAUACAGAAUCAAUUAGCAUGGAUUAGCACUCACUUCUGUCCAAGUGCGUCAAGUUGUUAAAAAUCUCAGUGUUUUGUUUUCUGACGGUCUGAUUUAUUGUUCUUUUAUACAAAACUCAAAAGAAUAUUUUCAGUGUGUGUACAGUGCUAACUGCUGAAGUAUUAGCGUAAUAUUCCUGGUUAGCUACAUUAGCCUCGUAGAUUCAGUGGUAAAACUAAAGAACUUGGGACACCAAACGUGUCUCGGCUGGUCGUCUACGUUUAAGGUGAGAGCGGAAAAUGUGAAAAUCAGAUUUACUGCAGCCUUUAAAUGAUUUUCCUUAGAAGUGGUACUGUCAGCACUAUGAGCUGUAAAAGGCUUCCCAGAAGUCUUAGUUGUCUUGGGUGUAUCCAAGACCACCUGCAUGUUUCAGUUGCCUCCCAGUGUACUACUAGUUAAAGAGCUGUUGGCAGAAACCAGUAGAGGAUUGUGGGAAGGUUUAUUGUGUGCAGCUCCACUGCUCCGAAACGCUCAUCACAAAGUUUGAUUUUUCCAUCUUUUCCAAAGUUUUAAAUAAACCAGUCCUGCAAACAGUGA
Pygocentrus nattereri (red-bellied piranha) is the source of this 5046-nucleotide messenger RNA. It is a transcript of the gene rhot1b, whose product is annotated as ras homolog family member T1. Gene Ontology annotation, biological process: small GTPase-mediated signal transduction; mitochondrion organization; mitochondrion transport along microtubule. The record is from RefSeq and is a predicted model, not a curated record. Bases 227 to 2209 code for a protein of 660 amino acids. The transcript is spliced from 20 exons. Lineage: Eukaryota; Metazoa; Chordata; Actinopteri; Characiformes; Serrasalmidae. Gene Ontology annotation, molecular function: calcium ion binding; GTP binding; GTPase activity. Gene Ontology annotation, cellular component: mitochondrial outer membrane.